This is a messenger RNA of Clunio marinus, 786 nucleotides long. The record is from the annotation of a GenBank genome assembly. Lineage: Eukaryota; Metazoa; Arthropoda; Insecta; Diptera; Chironomidae.
AUGGAUUAUCUGUCAGGAAGUAUUAAUAAUAUAAAUGAUACGGCGGAAGAAUUUCUCGCCAUAUUAAGCAAUGGAACAUCAGUAGGCAACUACACUGAUGUUUUCAACACAUCCUUGUCUGCAACGUCCACGGUAGAGCCACAAACAAUCUUUCACACUGGAUACCCAAGUGGCUACACAAUCACUUCCAUCAUAAUAGCAUCCAUUAUUGUUACAAUUUUAAUGAUUAUUAUAGUUGUUGGCAACAUGUUAGUGAUAAUUGCAAUUGCCACGGAGAAAGCUUUGAAAAAUAUUCAGAAUUGGUUUAUUGCAUCAUUAGCUGUGGCCGAUUUUUUCUUAGGCCUUGUGAUUAUGCCAUUUUCAUUAGCAAACGAGUUAAUGGGUUAUUGGGUGUUUGGCAGUUGGUGGUGUGACAUUCACUCAGCUGCUGAUGUGCUUCUUUGUACAGCAUCAAUAAUGAAUUUGUGUUUAAUAUCUCUCGAUCGUUAUUGGAGCAUAACACAAGCUGUUGAAUAUCUAAAGACAAGAACGCCUGCUAGAGCAGCUUUUAUGAUAGCUGCUGUGUGGAUAAUGAGUGCGUUAAUUUGUAUUCCACCGCUGUUAGGAUGGAAAGCAAAACGGCCUGAAGGUGAUUUACCACAGUGUCAGGCAGACGUUUCCUUAUUUAUAUUUAUGAGUGACGAUGUCAAAUGUUUUUUAAGAGAAACUUUCCUUUAUGCCCAUAAAAUUCAUUUUCGAUUAACAACGACAAUUUGUCAUAAUAAAAACAUGAAAACAUGGGAAUAA